ACUUACGUCAUGCGCCAACUCCAAAAAAAAUCGAAGUACAUUCCUAACCAGGCGUCCACUGUUCUAUUGUAAUAAACUCAUUUUUAUCGUACGCACACUGUUCGACUUUCUAGGGGAAUCUGUUUCUAAUGGACGCUACCACGAGGGAGGAUCGGAAUCCACGCUUCACGCAGCUAAGGCAACAUUAUUGUUAGCAAAACUUGCUAAGCUACGAGGCUAGCCUUUAGCACCCGAGAGCUAAGCUAUGCGUUAGCCUUAGCUUGCUAAAAGCACUGACAAACCGACAAAGGUAACCGAUGUGAUCCUGAGCAUGCGAGAGUGACUCUACAAUCUCUUUCGACUCUUCCUGUCAGGAUCACUUUACGAGGAACCACCGGCCCCAAAAACCAGUGGACAGGGUGAUCUGACAGGAUUUCUGUUAUGUUUUGCUGCACGUGAACCAUGUGAGGGUCUCUGAAUUGGAGUCUGGGGAAAAGACUGACCCUGUCUGUCCCUGAAGAGUGUUCUUCCCCACCCCGUUGCCCCCUUCAUCCCCCUCACACAUUCCUGAGCUCCUUACCUAAAAAAACGGAGGCACGCCAUGAUGUUCAGAGACCAGGUAGGUAUUCUCACGGACUGGUUCAAGGGCUGGAACGAGUGCGAACAGACAGUGGCGCUGUUGUCCCUCCUCAAGAGGGUGUCCCGCACACAGGCUCGCUUUUUACACAUAUGCCUUGAACACUGGUUGGCGGACUGCACAGAGAUUCAUAUCCUUGAAGCGGAGGCCAACAAUGCAGCCGUAGUUAACCAGUGGCACCAGGAGCCCAAGGAGAAAGUGGUGUCCUUGCUCUUGUCCCAUCUGCCUUUGUUGCAGCCACGCAACUGCGAGGCCAAAUGUGAGUACAUGAAGCUGCUGCAGAAGGUGUUGAGUCACACCAUUGAGAGUAGCUUGUUUGUGGAGGAGAGCAGACAGCUACUGUCCUACGCACUCAUCCAUCCCGCCACCACACUGGAGGACCGCACGUCCCUGGCAAUGUGGCUCAACCACUUAGAGGAGCAUCUAUCGGGCGGUUACGCGCCGUCCACACGGCCGCCCCCCAGCCCAUACCACCCGCGUCAGGGCUCGGACGAGUGGCCCAGCUCGGCCGAGGCCCUGGAGCCCGGCCACGCCUGGCACGACAAGUCUCCCUCGUCUAGCACGUCUCCUGCAGGCCACAAUGGGCAUCUGGCUUUUCCGGGCGGAUUGUCCUCUCCUGUCAACAGCAAUAACACAGGACUAGGUGGGCAGAUGCAGCCAAGCCCUCUAAAGAAAUCCAUCAUCCCCCCGAGCCCCCAGGCUUGUGGCUCCGAGUGGCUCAGCCAGGAUGACACGGGGGGCCGGCAGAACUUCCUUCCGACGGAUCACGCCCCCCUCUCCCCACAGAGUAGCGUGGCCUCCUCAGGCAGCGAGCAGACGGAAGAGCAGGGCUCGGCACGCAACACCUUCCAGGAGGAUGGCAGUGGCAUGAAAGAUGUUCCCGCGUGGUUGAAAAGUCUCCGGCUUCACAAAUAUGCAUCACUUUUUUCCCAAAUGACCUAUGAGGAGAUGAUGAUUCUCACGGAGCAUCAUCUGGAAUCACAGAAUGUCACCAAGGGAGCACGGCAUAAAAUUGCCUUGAGCAUUCAAAAACUGCGUGAGCGGCAAAGUGUGCUCAAAUCUUUGGAAAAGGACAUUUUGGAAGGAGGAAACUUGCGCAAUGCACUGCAGGAGCUGCAGCAAAUCAUCAUCACGCCCAUCAAGGCGUACAGCACGUUGUCGCAGACCCUGCAGGAGCCGGCCAGCGCUACUCCAGAACCGACUAAGUCAGCAACGGAUAAAGAAUCAGCCCCUGAGGGAUUCCAUUCCCACAGCACCCCAGCCUGUGAUGGAGACUCCUCGACGGCGCCUAUCUCGGAUGGCGACAUUGCCGGCCAGUUUACUCGAGUCAUGGGGAAGGUGUGCACGCAGUUGCUUGUGUCCAGGCCAGAUGAGGAGAAUAUCAGCUGCUACCUGCAGCUCAUUGAGAAGUGUCUAAUACACGAGGCCUUCACUGAAACCCACAAAAAGCGUCUGGUUUCAUGGAAGCAGCAGGUCCUCAAACUGCUCCGCCUGGUCCCUCGGAAAGCCAUGCUGGACAUGCCUGUGUACCGACAGAAAGGGUGGACCUACGGGUCCAACUCCCUCCCCACAGCAGGCUCUGUGAGCGGAGGCGUGGGCCGACGCGGCCAGAGGCAGUUCCAGAUAACACCACGUGGACUCCAGGCUGGUCGAAUGGGUUUGCUGAGUCCCGGCAGCAUCGGUAGCGCCUCUCCUCGCCACACGCUCACUAACCCUGCGCUGGCAGGCCAGGGCCGACAAAGCCUGUGGUUUGCCAACCCCGGGGGAAGUAACAGCAUGCCAAGUCAAAGUCGCAGCUCUGUGCAACGGACCCACUCACUUCCUGUCCACACCUCCCAGCAAACCAUGCUCAUGUUCCAACAGCAAGAUUGCCAAGUUCCAGGCGCAGACCUGGAGAUCAACCCGACGCUGGAGUCGCUGUGCCUCAGUAUGACGGAACACGCCUUAGGUGAUGGAACUGACCGGACAUCGACGAUAUGAAAGAAGAGGAGAGGAAAAACAGAAAAGUUCCUCAUCACCCAGCACAAAGAUUUUACGUACGCUCGAGUAAACCAGGCAAAGCAGUCACUACAUAAUGACAAAAAAACUGUGUAUAUGUUCGCUAAUAUUUUUGUACUUUAUUAUAUAUAACUAAGUUUAUUAUUAAGAAAAAUGGAAUACAGAUUAUUAUAUUGCAGGACAGGGAGGAAGGUUCACAACCGUGUCACUUGCAGGACUGUGACAUGGCGCAAUUGUGUAAGAGAGAAAAGGAUCGGUGCUGUCUUAAAAACGGUCCAGUAUCUGUCCUCCUUUUCCCUCUUCCUCACAGUUCGGCACUGCCUCGCGUGUAGAUCGGCCAGAUGUAAGGCACUUUUAUCCAUACGGCACUAGACUGUAAUUGGCUUAAAGAAGACACUUUUUAAGAAGCCUUUCGGCUUCUCAAAAAGGUUUAGUCUCCUUACGGUCUUCUCCAGGCGUGUUUUUAGAGAAUGAGCGCGGAACUCAACAGCAGGCGUCGCCUUUUUUUUUUUCUUUUUCCAAUGUUCCACCCUAAAGACUCCUCCUCUCCAUUAAAGCCAAAGAGAAGGGUUGAUCGGUCGAUGGCUCGUUCGGGAAGGAUUUACUUGUAACAGAAUGGUUUAACUUUAAAAAGCAGUUGGAGCAUGCUCAGCUGCUCUUUGCCUCCGUUAUCUUUUUUUUCGUUUGUUUGUUUUUUAAUUCCCACUGCGUCAAUGAUGAUGAAUUUUCGCGUUGUGUUGAGGAGCUAGGGUCGGCAAAGGGUUGUACUUUUGCACAAGAGCUGAUUUUGAAAUAUGGUUUCUCCCCAGUGCCCCCUUAGUCCAGGGGGUCCUCGCAUUUAUGACUCCAUUCAAUUCCUACGGUGCCAGCGUAACUCAAAUUUGUACAAAAAUCAAAAUGUGUCGUGGUCAUUCACGAACCUGUGCUAAAGCUGUACUGAAAUUAUAAUACCAAAUAUUUGUAUGAAAAAUACUAAUAGGCUAUAAAUACAAAACAAUACAAUGAAAAACAGCAAGUAAAGCGGUAACUAGGUGACAAAUUAUACUUGCACAACGGUAAGAAACAACUUUGUAACAUCAAAAUGAACUUGUGGACCGAGGACCCCCUGUAUUGUCGUAACAUUCAUAUAAAACUGUAUAUAAAUAAAUGAGAAAGACGGUGGAACCCUUUCUUCAAUCAAUUGAUAAAGAAUCUUGAAUAUACCUAACACUCUUGACAACUGGCCAAUAAAAAAAUGACCCGUGACCCACGCUGGGACCCCAAACUACACCCUAUAUAAUCACACGUGACGAUUUGAUGACUCAUGCAUUUUGCAAGGUGCUCCAAGAUGUCCAUAUUUUUUUGUUAGUGUCUGUGUUUCAGUCAACCCUCAACAUUAUCGCGUGGUAUCAGUGUUGAGUCGUUUAAAAAAAAAAAUAGUAAUAAUAAUAAACAAACAAAAGAAGCGAUCUUCUAACCCCGGCCUCUGUCUUGGAAUGUGGCAGAGCGGAGGUGCAUGUAUGUUUGAAUAUGGUCUCUCUUUUGGCCCACUUUGUUUGCUUGGUUGCUUUGUAAGGCAGGGAUGACCAUUCAAGGUUUUAUUUUGUGGCAGCACCCCUAGUCAAAAAAAAAAAAAAAAAAAAAAGCGAAGAGAAGUACGACAGUGGAACUCCCCAAAUUUGAAUCAAAAGUAAUUCUAAUUUCAUGUUUUCCCAGAGAAAAUCAUGUAAUGUGAAUGAAUUUGCUCAAUAGUUCUGUUUUCAGCAUCAUCCAAUAACUUUACAGGUGUUUUUAUUAUGAGAGACAUGUCAUUCUUUUUUGUUUUUGUUUUUUUUCGCAAAUGUAAACUGUUCCCAGGUGUUUUGAACACAUGCUUGAGAUCUUUCAAAAUACCCCAAGAAUCAAGAAUUCUAUUAGGCUUCACACAUCCUUUUGUUUUUUGGAAUUAGACCGAAUUGGCCCUUUCUCAUGCGCGUGAGCCAGCUUUGAUCUUGCCACACAUCAGGAGUAUGGAUUUGGUUUCCAUGACAAUUAGCAGCAGACUGAGGGGUUACUGGAUUGACAACCCAGAAUCGAAAACAGCAAGUGAGAAUUGCAAAGCACAGGCGACCCCCCACGAAUACAGCAUGGAUUCUAUUUUCCGUCAUGGAGGAAGCACCUCGGUGCCGCGUCUCCAAAUUUCACUUGUCAAUUUCCGUGCUGAACCGAGUAUGUGGCGCAUGCAGUUGGCCCAUCACCAAACACAAAUACACUGCCACCCCCCACCUUGUCAAGUAUGUCCCACUGAUCAGAAGCUAAUGCUAAUCUGUGCAUAAAGCCAGACUUCAAAUGAAUGGCACUUGCAUCAAGCUACCACCGGCGUGUUUAACCGUGUGAAAUUUCCAUGCACAUUAUCUGGGGCAGGCUCCAGCGCUCCAGUGUGACCCGUGUGAGGAUAAGCUGCUUGGAAAAUAGAAUGCGAUGGAAUUUUCAGAAGUAGGCAGCUAACAAAACAUUUACUUGGUAAUCAAUUUUCAUGCUUGGAGUUAGAAUUACACUCUUGGCAAUUGCAGCGUGGUUGCUAGGCGGUGGGCACACAGUCCAGAGACCCCACUACUUGUACAACUUGUGAAAGAGUCAGAUUCCUGUAAUAUUUUCUCUAGAUAAUGGGUUCUAGUUGCUAGCAACAUGUUUAGCCACACUGUUUUUGCCUUAAAGAAAUCCAAUCUAUUCAUUAUCUGAGCUGCUUAUCCUCACAGGGAUCAUGGGGGUGCUGGAGCCUUUCCUAGCUCCAUUUAAUUAUUUAAUGAAUUGUAUCACUCCUAUUUUAAACUAAGCAGCCCAACACGUUCCUAUCUCACAGAGAUAACGAAUAUGAUGACUAUUGAGCCUUAAAUGCUCAAGUUUUGUCAGAAGUUCAACUUUGGAAGUUCCACUGCGUAGUCAAACCUGUUUUUUUUUUUUUUAAACUUUCCCUCGAUAUGGAUAACUUAUGCUUACUUUGUAUAAUUGCAUGUUUUUUGCCACACUAAUACAGCACUGUUGUAGAUAAGAGGACAACGUGGUGAGCAGACAUUUUGCAACUAAAAGUGUGUGUGUGUAUGUGUGUUUAUAACGCCUGUUUACAUCUUUAUAAGAUAAAGCCCACGUCAUAUUAUGUGGAAUUUUUUUUUUUUUUUUUUUUUUGCAUCUGCGGAUCUUUUAACACGUUGGCUUCACGUUGUCGCGUUAUAUUGCAGUUAGGUUUUCUUCAGAGCAGGCUCUUGAAUACAUCUGACUUACUGAGAAGAAAAAAAACAAAACGAAAAAAAAACACAUCACGCUCGUGCCCAACAAGGACCUCAACAAAGACAGCUGACAUUUUUAGGACUUGUUACAUAUGGCUCAGAUUGUCCUUUCCAGAAUCAAGGUGCUGCAGUAGAGCACGGUACAGUCGAUGUCCAUCAUGAAGCUGCAGCAGGGCAUGGCGACGCUUUUCUGAGCCACAGUCGGUGAUGAGUAAUCUAUGAAACACUACACAACAAUACAAGGCCAAGGAGUACUCUUAUGUUUACAUUCCAGUAAUGCACUUCGAACUUGUGUGUUUUUGGCACUAGUACAAGGGUGGGGAACCGACCUGCCGUGGCAGUUGUUCGAGCUCGAAACGAUCAUAAAAAGCCCACAAUUGUGCAUAAUAGGCUACUCACAAAAAUGUAUCUAUAUUGGGCUCUUGUUUCAAAUUUCAGGAUGAACCUCUAAACUUUACAGGUACAGGUUCUCUUGCUACACUUUUGAAUGCACUUCUAACUUGUCAAUGGUUCGGCUUUUAACCAAACUCGCUAUUCUCUAUAAAAAAAAAAGAGCUGACUGGCAAAAUUCAAAACAGGUGCAAUAGAUUUCCCUUCAUGUCCACAUCUGCCUUUCUGUAACUCUUCCAGUCCGUCUGUCUCUGUUGCAACUUGGAGGUGACAUUCUUGACGCUUUAAAUUCAGUGGUCACGUUCCUCUGAGAACAUAAUUUUUGUUGGUUAAAUGUUUCUCGGUAUCUUGGUCUCAAGAUAUAAAAAUGUGAAAAGUCAUGUCGAAUUGAAACAGGAAAUGUAUGAGUCCAUGAAUCAAGCACCUGUUGUGAAAUUUGCUGUUCAGCUUUUUGGUGGAAGCAAGUUGUCCAAAAAGCACUAAAACAUGUAACAGCUGGACAUGUGCAGAUCAAAUUAAGUUAGUUCAUAGUGUAUUUUAUGUUCAUCUUGAAGUUUCAGCCAAAAGCUCAAUAUUCUUAACUUUUUGAAAGUAGUGUACAUGAUGAACAUUAGUUGGCAAAUAUUGUUCUAUGAGCUUUUUAAGGAUAUCAACUAAAAUGGUUCCUUCCCCAUUGCUGCACUAGCAGACGUAGACGCAUUGACAUCAUCCAUGACCCUGCCAAGCUUGAUUCGUGAAUUGAAUGCAAUUGGGCUGUUGUUUUUGUCUUAACACAAUUAUAUUUCAUUCUGACGACUUCCCAGACAUUUUAUGUUUUGUGAAAUCUGUGCAUCACGUGCUUUUUUUCUUUCCUUUUUUUUUUUUUUUUUUUUAACUGCAAGUCCCAUUUGUGAAUGGUCUGAAGUGCAGCAUCCGUCGGGUCAUUGACAGUCCUAAUAAAGAGGUUCAGUUCUUUUUGCAGCAGAAUC
This is a messenger RNA of Syngnathoides biaculeatus (alligator pipefish), 7217 nucleotides long. RefSeq names its product protein Smaug homolog 2. Gene Ontology annotation, molecular function: mRNA binding; protein binding; translation repressor activity. Gene Ontology annotation, biological process: negative regulation of translation; nuclear-transcribed mRNA poly(A) tail shortening; regulation of mRNA stability. The coding region runs from base 581 to 2596 and encodes 671 amino acids. The record is from RefSeq and is a predicted model, not a curated record. The transcript has 13 exons. Gene Ontology annotation, cellular component: P-body. NCBI's taxonomy places the organism in Eukaryota, Metazoa, Chordata, Actinopteri, Syngnathiformes, Syngnathidae.